AUGUCGCGUCUUGACGACAUACCUUCAAGCCCAGGAAAAUUCAAGAUGGAGAAAUCUUCAUACCUAAACCGUCUCAGAUUCCAAUCAUCACUAACAAAAUUUGCAUUUUUCUCCUUCUUCCUGCUCUGUUUAAUCUCCAUCCUCUUCCUCCGAUCACCACCGUCGAUUUACCAAUCACAAUCCGAUCCAUCUCGCCGUUCACUCCGAACAUACACCUACGGAGGACCAGCUUUCGAGAAAAAAGUCCGAAACUCCGCUCGAGUCCGAACCUCCUCAAGCAACGGAAUCACAGUCCUAGUCACAGGAGCUGCUGGUUUCGUCGGUACACACGUCUCCGCGGCAUUGAAACGCCGCGGAGACGGAGUAAUCGGACUCGAUAACUUCAACGAUUACUACGAUCCUUCCUUAAAACGAGCAAGACAAGCAUUACUAGAGAAAAAUGGAGUCUACAUUGUAGAAGGAGACAUAAACGACGUCGAAUUACUUCGUAAGCUAUUCAACAUCGUCUCCUUCACGCACGUCAUGCAUCUAGCAGCUCAAGCUGGUGUUCGUUACGCAAUGGAAAACCCUAAUUCCUAUAUUCAUAGCAACAUCGCUGGAUUCGUUAACUUACUCGAGAUCUGCAAAUCUGUGAAUCCACAACCAUCGAUUGUUUGGGCUUCUUCAAGCUCUGUUUAUGGAUUAAACACAAAAGUACCAUUCUCAGAGAAAGAUAAAACAGAUCAACCGGCGAGUUUAUACGCAGCGACGAAAAAAGCCGGCGAAGAAAUCGCGCAUACGUAUAAUCACAUAUACGGAUUAUCACUCACCGGAUUAAGGUUUUUCACUGUGUAUGGACCUUGGGGAAGACCAGACAUGGCGUAUUUCUUCUUUACGAAAGAUAUUUUGAAAGGGAAAUCGAUUUCGAUUUUCGAAUCGGCGAAUCACGGUACGGUGGCUAGGGAUUUCACUUACAUUGACGAUAUUGUGAAAGGAUGUUUAGCGGCGCUUGAUACGGCGGAGAAGAGUACAGGAAGCGGUGGGAAGAAAAAAGGUCCGGCGCAGUUACGUGUGUUUAACCUCGGGAACACUUCUCCGGUACCGGUUUCAGAUCUGGUGAGGAUUUUGGAGAAGCAAUUGAAAGUGAAAGCGAAGAAGAAGAUGAUUAAGAUGCCACGAAACGGUGACGUUCCGUAUACUCAUGCUAAUAUUAGUUUAGCGAGAAAUGAGCUUGGGUAUAAACCGACGACGGAUUUACAAACCGGUUUAAAGAAAUUCGUGAGAUGGUAUUUGAGUUAUUAUAAAAAAUCCGCCGUUUAG
Arabis nemorensis is the source of this 1299-nucleotide messenger RNA. NCBI's taxonomy places the organism in Eukaryota, Viridiplantae, Streptophyta, Magnoliopsida, Brassicales, Brassicaceae. The record is from the annotation of a GenBank genome assembly.